GUGCUGUCCCGCUGCCCCAGCCCCGGCCUGGCCCCCGCCGUGGAGACCCCGCUGCUGCUGCCGGAGGCGCUGGAACUCCUGGAGCAGAGCCUGGGAGAUGACGAUUACGGCACCUGGAAGAGCCUCGGCACCGCUUGGAACAGGGCCAGGGCCGAGUACCCCAACGGCGCCCAGGUGCCCGGGUACGUGCCGGUGUUCUCGGACGGGUGGCUGCCCCCCUCGAGGGAGCAGGAGCGGCCCGGGGGGCUCCAGGACCCCCCGCCCCCCGCCUCAGGUGCCUCAGCUCGCCCGGGCCCCUCGGCCCUGUCCGCGCCCCCCGCCCAGGACCCGCCCCCCAGCCCCCUCGGCCCUGCCCAGGGGCUGUUCCGAGCCCUCUACGACUUCCAGGCUCGGAAUUCCCAGGAGUUGAGCGUCAGGAAGGGGGACACGCUGCAGGUCCUGAGCCAGCAGAAGAAGUGGUGGCUGGUGCAGGACGAGCGCGGGGACCGGGGGCACGUCCCGGGCAACAUCCUGGAGCCCCUCCCGGAGCCGGGGCGCGGGGGAGGCCCCAGCGCCGGCCAGGGCAGCUCCCCCACCCUGCGCCCCGACUCCACUCCGGCGGAGGUGACGGCCUGGCUGGCGGACAAGGGCUUCUCGCGGAUCACGGUGCGGAGCCUGGGGGUGCUGCGGGGGCAGGAGCUGCUGCAGAUGAGCCCCGAGGAGCUGCGGGCGGUCUGUCCCGAGGAGUGGCGGAGGAUCCUCUUCAAGCUGUCGGCCGCCAGGACAUCGCUGGAGGUGGGGGACCGCCUGCCCUGA
Corapipo altera (White-ruffed manakin) is the source of this 795-nucleotide messenger RNA. Its product is annotated as epidermal growth factor receptor kinase substrate 8-like protein 3. Lineage: Eukaryota; Metazoa; Chordata; Aves; Passeriformes; Pipridae. Gene Ontology annotation, cellular component: vesicle; plasma membrane; ruffle membrane. The transcript has 6 exons. The annotation marks the transcript as partial. Gene Ontology annotation, biological process: regulation of Rho protein signal transduction; positive regulation of ruffle assembly; Rho protein signal transduction. Gene Ontology annotation, molecular function: actin binding. The record is from RefSeq and is a predicted model, not a curated record.